CUCUCUCUCUUCGAAGCAGUCUCCCAGUCUGUCAUUUGACCAGGCAGUUCACAGAGGCGAGAGCUCAGCACCAAAAAGAAAGCAGAGGAAAAAACAGAGACAGAGCGAAGGCGGCACGUUCAGUAUUUAGCUUGCUGGAAUCUUUCUUUCUUGCUGUUUAUUACCAGAUAUAUAUUAAAGAAAAACAGUGAGUGAGGAUUACUUCUUUGGCAGCUGCUUUUGUGGACUCUUGGCUUGUUGGAUGUGGACUUUAACUCUGUUUGCUGUCAACUGAGGAGGAGGAUCAGCUGACACAUUUUUUUUUCGGGGAUUUACACUUUUGAGGAGUGAAACCUCUACUUGUGUGUGUGAGUGACAGACUUGAGGGAGGCCAAAAAGAGAGAAAGAGAGGUGGGAGAGAGAGAGUGCCGGGCCAUGCCCACUUCUGCUCAUGGUUCAACAGCAUGAAAGGGGGCCACCAUCACCAUCGCCACCACAGAGGCUGUGGCUGCCAACACUUGUUCCGUAAAGUCCUGGCCAAGUGUGGCUGCUGCUAUGCCAGAGUCAGAGAUUCAUACUCGGCAGCAGGCAGUGAGGGCAGCAUCUCCACCUCUGUGGCUUCGCUGCCCCCGCAGGCAUCCGGCAGCUCGGCCCCCAGCUCCCCAGGCUCCAGACGCUCUGUGAGCACCCUGAAGAAGUGGCUCACAAACCCUGUCCGCAAGCUCAGUGUUGGAUCCACUGCCAAAGGAGAGCGUCAGGUCCGCAAACUAGAGGGGAAGCCUCCACCUCUUCCGUCCCACAGCCAUAGCCAAGACCUGGGCAGCCCCCUGAGGCCUGAAGACACCCUCACCAUCCUGCCUGUUACUCACAGAGAACUGGAGUGGAAAGAUGGCCUGGCAAGCCCUGAGGACCUGUCACCAGCUACGCUACAGUCACCCAGCUACAUAACUGACUCGCUGAUUGGCUGCACGUCACUGCCAAACGCUCAGGACACUCAGUCCACCAGUGUUCUUCCAGAUGACAGUGGGUCUGUCUUGAUGGACGACACCUCCAGCCAAUGGUCGGCUGCUGCUGACACUGAGGAGGAGAGGAAGAGUGCCUUAGAGAAAAGCAUGUAUGUUCUGAAGGAGCUUAUCGAGACAGAAAAGCACUAUGUGGCAGACCUGGGCCUCAUAGUGGAGGGUUACAUGGGAACAAUGAACUCCAAAGGUGUACCGGAGGAUAUGAAGGGAAAAGACAAGAUUGUUUUUGGGAACAUUCACCAAAUAUUUGACUGGCAUAAAGACUACUUCCUGGGAGAGCUGGAGAAGUGUUUGGAAGAGCCAGAAAGGCUGGCUCAGCUCUUCAUUAAACAUGAGAGGCGGUUGCACAUGUAUGUUGUGUACUGUCAGAACAAGCCCAAGUCGGAACACAUUGUCUCAGAGUAUAUUGAAACAUACUUUGAGGAGCUCCGGCAGCAGCUGGGCCACAGGCUGCAGCUCAACGACCUGCUCAUCAAACCUGUCCAGAGGAUCAUGAAGUACCAGCUAUUGCUGAAGGACUUCCUAAAGUAUAACACCAAAGCAGGGAUGGACACAGAGGAGCUGGAGAAAGCAGUUGAAGUGAUGUGCUUUGUGCCAAAACGUUGCAACGAUAUGAUGAAUGUGGGCCGACUACAAGGCUUCGAGGGGAAGAUCACGGCCCAGGGCAAACUGCUCCAGCAAGACACCUUCACUGUCAUCGAGCAGGACUCAAGUUUUCUGUCUCGCGCCAAGGAAAGACGAGUCUUCCUCUUUGAGCAGCUGGUCAUCUUUAGUGAGCCGAUCGACAGGAAGAAAGGCUUCUCGCUCCCCGGAUACACCUUUAAAAACAGCAUUAAGGUGAGCUGCCUGGGGGUGGAGCCCAGCGUGGACGGAGACGAUGCACGCUUCGUUCUGACUUCGCGCAACCCUGACGGGAGCGUGGUGCGCUUCCAGCUGCAGGCGUCCUCCCCUGAGAUCUGCAGAGCCUGGGUCAAUGACGUGGUGCAGAUCUUGGAAAGCCAGCGCAACUUCCUCAAUGCCUUACAGUCACCUAUUGAAUACCAGCGGCGAGAGAGCAAGUCCAACAGCCUGGGGCGCAGCAUGAGGCCCCCUCUGUCUGCUGCCAGCGCCCUACGACCCCACUCCUCGGCCUCUAUUGACCGUCAUAAGCUGCCCUCCCUCCACUCCCACAACACCUCCCUGCCCACACUCUACCUGCCGAGCCAAGGCCAGAACCAAGGACCCAGUGAGACCUACUCCCUGAGAGAUCCCACUGUGGUCCAGCUAUGCCCUGCUGACUCCCACACUGUUUCUCCAUCACAUGUCCAACUGGGCUUCACUGAUCAGCCAAACUGUCAAGCUGUGUCAAAUGGGCUGUACACUCCAACCACACAAAGUGCACAGCAGAGAGCAGGAGAGGGCUGCCGUCGGGGUCAGGCUGCUGAUGCUGGGAGUCAAGCCCCGUUGUCUGGUCCCUCAGCUGGACGACGUCCCAGCAACCUCGCCCAGCUAGCUGAGGAUGAUCUCUGAACUCCGAUACUAUGUGUUUCCUGGGUCAGGAGGACUGCAGCUCAUGCCACAGCUGUGAAGACGAGACUGGUGGUUUGUUUAUGACAGGCUGGACCUUUACGUGGUUCAGUCGUGAGUUUUGGAGGAUAGUGAAGGAAUAUAUGAAGGAAUAAUGGGCUGUAAGGAUAAAAAUGACUUUGCUCCUUUUUAGAGAGCCGUUUAACGGGAGGUGACGUUGCCUUGAUCACCUUCAGUGUACAUGAACAGCAUCCAGUGGGACGUUACUGGGCUCAGAGUUCUAAAACACUCCGUGGACACUCACUGUUAUGACAAUUUCUGCUUUUUACCUUUUUUUGAGAGGUAGUAGUCCUUACUAUUCUCUCUUUCAAAGGGCGAGGGGAAUUUAUUUGAUGAUUCCAUUCCUGAUUGGGGCAGUCACUGGAGUUACAUGUGUGCCUGAAUGUGUGUUUAUGAGAUGAUGUGUGGAUGUGUCUGUGUGCAUGCGGGCGUGCAAGUAGUGGCAGUGGCUCUUCUUGUACCCUCUGGUAAAAUUCCUUGAUACAUUUUUUUCCUGAUGCCCCAUUUUGAAGAGAAAUAGAGCUACAAUUAUACUUUUUUUUCAUUUCCCUGCUGACAACAGAGGUUGCCGUUUGUGUCGACAAGAACGGGAAAGGCAGAACACUUGAUGUGGACAUGCCACAAGAACUUUGCUCACUCAGAUUUCACCUGAAAGUGAAGAACUUUCUUUCUUGCCACAGUGUCGAGAGCCCCUUGUGUGCUCUAUUAUUCUGUUUGACCGGCCCUCCUUUGAUCUGGACAGGAAGGCGUGAGGGAGCCCCCUGGAGGUUCUCUGUGGAUAUGACGUCACUUCAGAAUACUUUUCACUCUUUGGGCAACUCCAGAAGAGUUGCGAGGUAGAUGCAUUCAAAGGGCCUGCUGGGCUGACCCAAAGUGCUGCAUGCAACAUCUCCUUGGUGAUUGACUAGCACAUCGCUACUCUACAUAGAUCUUUCUUUACAAGCCGAAGUGGGUUGCUUGUGUCCUUAAAAAUGCAUUGGUUUCAGCUAAUAUGAAUUGUUUUAUUAGUCCACUGUUGUCAUGUCAAGGCUGUGCACCAUUUCUAUAAUCUCUGUUAGCUUUCGCCCUCAUGGACUAAAUACUGUACGAUGCAUACCAUAAAGGCAACCGUACAUUUUCUGCUUGUAGGAUGAAAAGUGACCCAGGUAUGCCAAGAAAUGUUACGGUUCUGCCUGAUUAAAAUGAAAGUGUUGUUGCAGAAACAGAAUGAUGCUGACAAAUCUGCAUGCUCCCCCUUCCUCAACAGUGCCAAAAGCAACAGCAGUUCACCACUCGGAUGUUCCAUGCUCCUUCAGCUUGCCACCGCUCCGACAAAACAAUCAUAGAUAUGUGUUUCUAUUUGGACUGUACAGCCUAAAAAGAGGAGAGGGGAGCACAUAAAGGGGGCUAGCCUGUCAGGUUCUUCUUUUUGGCCGGUAGAGGGCCCCACAAGGCUUCCACUUCCAGUUUAGUUGGAUCAUACAGCUGCACCAAAGAUCAAUAGGCCUCAUAUUUCCGUGCUCACGUUGGAGCUGCUCAGUAAUCGGUCCAACAAACAAUAAAUUACUCAAAGUAAACUGAUAGGUGGGACAUCAGACUAGCUGAACCAUCUCACUGAAGCCGUCUGUAUUAAUGUGAACUGACGAGUUUUCACGGGAAUUACUGAUCAAGGCAGUUUUGCAUGUUAACACAAAGGAAUACCACUACAGAGAACCAAAAACAAGGACAUGAAACCAAGAGAGGGUUGGUUAUUGCCAUGUUUGAGUAGAAACAGUUGUAUCAUAUCAAAUAAAAAGUGUCUUUAUGAAGCUGA
Acanthochromis polyacanthus (spiny chromis) is the source of this 4359-nucleotide messenger RNA. RefSeq names its product Rho guanine nucleotide exchange factor (GEF) 25a (gene arhgef25a). Gene Ontology annotation, molecular function: guanyl-nucleotide exchange factor activity. Lineage: Eukaryota; Metazoa; Chordata; Actinopteri; Pomacentridae. Gene Ontology annotation, biological process: axon guidance. The record is from RefSeq and is a predicted model, not a curated record. The transcript has 16 exons. Bases 444 to 2510 code for a protein of 688 amino acids. Gene Ontology annotation, cellular component: cytoplasm; plasma membrane.